CCGGGGAGAGGGAGUGGGGACUGGCUAGCCGUGUCCGUGGCCACCGGGCUGUGAGUGUGUGGUGUCCACGUCUGGAGUGGGGCGACUCCAAAUACAUGACAAAGUUCACGUAACAGAGGCCUUGGAAGGACGCUUUGCAUCAGGACACCCCGCAGAGACCAGCCAUUCCUGGGCUCCCGGAGAGGUCUGGAUUUGCCCCAAAGAGCACUCCAAAAAUUGAACUGAGAUAUCCCGAAAGCUGCCUGAAUUUGCCUGAAUUCUUGUUCUAUUUCCUGUAAAGGACCAGACAAGUCAAAUUGGUGAUUUUUUGGUUCCCAGCAGCCGUGGAUGCCUCUGACAUCAUGACUGCCGAAGAUUCCGCCGCCGCCGCCAUGAGCAGCAGCGACCCUGCGGCGCCCGAAUCCUCCUCCUCCUCCUCCUCCACCUCGUCCUCGGCCCGGGCGGCCCCCGAGGGCGUGGCGGGCGCGCCCCACGAGGCGGCGCUGCUGGCGCUGCUGGAGCGCACGGGCUACUCGAUGGCGCAGGAGAACGGGCAGCGCAAGUACGGCGGCCCCCCGCCCGGCUGGGAGGGCGCGCCGCCGCCGCGCGGCUGCGAGGUCUUCGUGGGCAAGAUCCCGCGCGACGUGUACGAGGACGAGCUGGUGCCCGUGUUCGAGACGGCGGGCCGCAUCUACGAGCUGCGCCUCAUGAUGGACUUCGACGGCCGCAACCGCGGCUACGCCUUCGUCACCUACUGCCACAAGGCGGAGGCCAAGCGCGCCGUGCGCGAGCUCAACAACCACGAGAUCCGGCCGGGCCGCCUGCUGGGCGUGUGCGGCAGCGUGGACAACUGCCGCCUCUUCAUCGGCGGCAUCCCCAAGACCAAGAAGCGCGAGGAGAUCCUGGAGGAGGUGGCCAAGGUGACGGAGGGCGUGCUGGACGUGAUCGUGUACGCCAGCGCGGCCGACAAGAUGAAGAACCGCGGCUUCGCCUUCGUCGAGUACGAGAGCCACCGCGCGGCCGCCAUGGCGCGCCGCAAGCUCAUGCCGGGCCGCAUCCAGCUCUGGGGCCACCAGAUCGCCGUGGACUGGGCCGAGCCCGAGAUCGACGUGGACGAGGACGUCAUGGAGACCGUGAAGAUCCUCUACGUGCGCAACCUCAUGAUCGAGACCACCGAGGACGCCAUCCGCCGCGCCUUCGGCCAGUUCAACCCGGGCUGCGUGGAGCGCGUCAAGAAGAUCCGCGACUACGCCUUCGUGCACUUCGCCAGCCGCGAGGACGCCGUGCUCGCCAUGGGCCGCCUCAACGGCGCCGAGCUGGAGGGCUCGUGCCUCGAGGUGACGCUGGCCAAGCCGGUGGACAAGGAGCAGUACUCGCGCUACCAGAAGGCGGCCAAGGGCGGCGGCGGCGGGGCCGGUGGCGGCGGGGCCGAGGCGGCCGCCCUGCAGCAGCCCGGCUACGUGUACUCCUGCGACCCCUACACGCUGGCCUACUACGGCUACCCCUACAACGCGCUCAUCGGGCCCAACCGCGAGUACUUCGUGAAAGCAGGCAGCAUAAGAGGCCGGGGCCGAGGCGCAGCUGGCAACAGAGCCCCAGGGCCCAGGGGUUCCUACCUCGGGGGAUACUCUGCUGGCCGUGGCAUAUAUAGCCGAUAUCAUGAAGGGAAAGGAAAGCAGCAAGAAAAAGGAUUUGAACUUGUACCGAAUCUGGAAAUCUCUACGGUCAACCCCGUUGCCAUUAAACCCGGUGCAGUGGCCAUCCCUGCCAUAGGGGCCCAGUAUUCCAUGUUCCAGGCGGCUCCCGCCCCUAAAAUGAUUGAAGAUGGCAAAAUCCACGCCAUGGAGCACAUGAUCAGCCCCAUCGCCGUGCAGCCGGACCCAGCCGCGGCCGCGGCCGCCGCCGUCAUCCCCGCGGUGACAACGCCGCCGCCUUUCCAGGGCCGCCCCAUAACUCCAGUGUACACGGUGGCUCCAAACCUUCAGAGAAUCCCCGCCGCCGGGAUCUACGGGGCCAGCUACGUGCCAUUUGCCGCCCCGGCCACGGCCACGAUCGCCACACUACAGAAGAACGCGGCCGCGGCCGCCGCCGUCUACGGAGGAUACGCGGGCUACAUACCUCAGGCCUUCCCCGCCGCUGCUAUCCAGGUCCCCAUCCACGACAUCUACCAGACAUACUGACUGCCCCACGGAACUGCCGCUGAAGGAACACUUUACUAUUUAUGAAGAAAGAGCGUGGUGGAUCAGCACACACAUGACACCUGAACGUGAAGAAUGUAGUCGAGUACCAUACUGGAAUAUUUUAUACACACACAUGAAGUUUUCCCUAGUUUUUUAAGACUAUUUUUUCCACCGAGAAGGCCUGUGUUCAUACAUUUCUAAGAGACUUGCAAUGGUUCGUGCCUUAAGAUCAUCUCUUAAAAAAAACCAAUUUGUAUGCUGUAGUAGUACUUUUGUAUAGAGGUUUUUGGUGUUUUUCUUUUUUUUUUUUUUUUUUGUAUUUUUAAGGAUAUAUUUUCAGUAUGAAGGUUAUUUUCUUAACUUCUGCACUCCAGAGAUUUCUAUUUUGUAGUACCUUCAGUAAUAUAUCAACUAUAUAUUUAAAAAGAAAAAAGAAAAAAAAAAAGAGCACACUUGAGCAGCUAGGGAACUAUUUUGAGAAGUAUAUUCAAUAUUUAAAGAUACAAACAGUAGUGCUUUAAAACUAUCACAUAAGACGUUAUUUUAAAAACUAUUACUGGAAAGUGCAAUUUUAAAAUGAGUAAAACCUCUAUGUGUGCUGGCAUUAAGGGUUGCCCGGGUUACCAUGGGUUAUCUACGAUGCUUCUAUUUUUUUUUUUUUUUUAAAGACGUACAACGCCCGGUCUCUCCCGCAGCCAGCAUCGGAGAGACUUGUCACACUCGGGGGUCCAGACACUGGAAAGCUCUCCCUGCCACCGUGCCCCGGGGCUAGCUCACACUCCCCGGGUCUUUGCUCUUCAACCUGAUGUUGCCUUCUACUUACUCCCCAGCUAAUUCUACCCACCCCACCUCCCCGUGUGGCAAGUCUAGAGCAGAUGAAUUAUGCUGGUAGAGAAAACAUGGGUGGCUUUUGUACUUCUUCCUGGGUUUUCUGUUGGGGAUUUUUUGGUUUUGGUUGGGGACGUAUUUUCAGUAGCCGAGUACGUGUAAGCACAGAUUUUAAUAGUUUUUCCAUGAGACACCUUUGCAUAGCUAUUUAAUUGCCCGAUAGAAGACUUCAGUUCCUUUUCUCACGCUUUGUAUUUUAUUUGCCUUUGAAGCGUGAGUUUUGUAGAGACGAUGAAUGUUAUGGUAGCAAGGCCCCCAGAGACUCCUGCUGCAGAGAGUGACGCUUCUAGUUGCCUUAACUGUGUUUCAUGCAGAAUGUCUGUGGUCGCCAGUGGCGUUAGAAAGAGUAUGUUUAUUGGACAGGGCUCUCCUCCCGGGCUGUGCCCGCCCAGGAGGAGGAGGGGUUGGGGGGAGACCUGCAGGAGUUAAGACAUAGUUUGUAAAUAUCUCCUAAUGCGACUUCUUAGGUUUUUUUGUUGUUGUUGUUGCAGAAGUUCAUGGUAUAGAGUUUAAUGCAAAAGGAAACCAUUUUAUUUCAAUGCUAAUUAAGCGUUUUGUCUUAUUGGGAAGGAAAUAUAUUGCUGCAGUGUUCCGUGCCUGUUUAAAGGCUUCUAUUUAGCAGAGUGAAUGUAAAAUACAGUACAAUAUUAAGAUUGUCAUCUACUUUAUGAAAUACACCACCGUGGAAUUUUUUUCUUUUUUUUUAAGGCCCUACCAAGAAAGUGAGGUGUGCAAUAGCUAGCAAGACACACACGGUUGUGUUUCUAUAGAAUGCCAGAGACCCAGCAAAUCUUCCCACGCGCUGAAUUUUUGCUGGUGGCCGGAAUUCUUAUUUGUGGAUGAAUAAUAGGAUCAUGCCUCUAACGAAUAUUUUAGUUUUGUUUUAAAUUUUAAAUUAAGAGAGUCCCAAAUCCUGCACCACCCCCACCCUUCCCUACCCCGCUACCAAUUUAGAGUGGGAUGAAUUUUUUAGAGAGAAGCAAUAUUUAUUUAUUGUGUAAGGUUACUGAGCGCUCACAAAGGCCUUUAAACACUCUUAGCCUUUCUUUCCAUCAUUCCUAAAUGACAUAAAGGAAUUGUGCAAUGUCCCUGACGAUGUACCCAGCAAGCUGCACCCAAACUCGAGUGCUGUUCGGAUCAGAGCCUCAGCCGUUGGCUUCGUGUGAAAGAAGUGGUCUCCCAGCGUCUGGUUGUCACAGAGGUUCACCGGCUGAGGCUCCGACCCAGCGGCCUUACUGUAUUUUACAUGAGCCUGUACACUGUGUUUUUUUUUUUUUUUGGGGGGGGGGGGGGAAGAAUUAUAAAAAGGAAAGGAAAAAGAAAUGAUACCUUAACAUGGCGAACGCCAGACUACCUUAAAAACAAAUGUUGGUGACAGCCAGCUACCUACCAGUGAGCCUCUUAGAACUGUUUCUAUUUCGAACCCAUUUCACAUACACUACUGAGGUAAGUUUAUAACUUGAAAUGUGAACUUUUUUUUUUUUUUUUUUUUUAGGGUUAAGAACAAACGAUAUAAAUGUAAAAAAAAAAAAAUGCUUUAGCGUUUUCUGUUUUCAAACGCGCUAGUGGUUUGCUUCUCGUUAGUUGCUUUGUAUUUGAAAAGCUUUUAAACUUAUUUCGCUCUUGCUCCAUUUACAGUACAUUCUUAGGCUGUAUGUAGUAAAUAAAGCUUUCUUUAAAGCAAUUUCA
This is a messenger RNA of Pipistrellus kuhlii (Kuhl's pipistrelle), 4736 nucleotides long. RefSeq names its product RNA binding motif protein 47 (gene RBM47). The record is from RefSeq and is a predicted model, not a curated record. NCBI's taxonomy places the organism in Eukaryota, Metazoa, Chordata, Mammalia, Chiroptera, Vespertilionidae. Gene Ontology annotation, molecular function: mRNA binding. The transcript has 7 exons. Gene Ontology annotation, cellular component: nucleus. The coding region runs from base 342 to 2159 and encodes 605 amino acids.